Molecule: messenger RNA, 1129 nt
Organism: Homalodisca vitripennis (glassy-winged sharpshooter)
Lineage: Eukaryota; Metazoa; Arthropoda; Insecta; Hemiptera; Cicadellidae
Product: parafibromin-like
Exons: 7
Biological process (GO): positive regulation of transcription elongation by RNA polymerase II; transcription elongation by RNA polymerase II
Cellular component (GO): Cdc73/Paf1 complex
Molecular function (GO): RNA polymerase II complex binding
Source: RefSeq, a predicted model, not a curated record
AUUCUUUUUAAACCACAGGUUAAAUUUCAAAGUAUAAGUUUAUCAUCAUCCCUACAGAGACAUUAUUUUUACAGGUCUGGUAAAAAUGGGGAACCAAAGGAGUUUUAUACCUUGGAGUGUUUGGUAUUUCUACUCAAGCAUGUCACACUGCCACACUCUACGUAUGUUCGACAAGCGGUUGCUGAAGGUAUUCCAGUUGUGCGCAGACCUGACCGCAAAGACCUUCUUGCUUACUUAAACGGUGAAAUUACCACCUCUGAAAAUAUUGAUGAAAGUACACCUGUAGAAGGAAUUCCUACACAAGUAGAAUGUGUAACAGACGGAUCGACAGAGAGCGUGGCCAACGAACCCCACCUAGAUAUUAUGGAUGUGCAGACAGAGACCGAAGUCGAUACAGUGGGAACACACCAAGGAAUGUCAGUAACUGGAGGAGAUCAACCCAACAUGACACCAGUCUUUGAGAUACGUCAUCCUCAGCCCGUUCUGGCAGCAGUGGCUAGUCUUCUAUGGUCUUCAGGAUAUAAUAAGCGAAUCUCUCGUACUCCCAUCAUAGUUCUCCCUCCAGGGACCUGCUCACUCAUCACCAUGUACAAUGCUAAGGACAUCCUACAGGACCUCAAGUUUGUUUCCACAAGUGAAAAAAAGAGACAAGGUGCACAAUGCAGAAGAAACAUUUUUAUACAAAGGCAAAAGGAUGGAGGACUGAUGAUUCCUUACGAAGUGACUGACAACCCUUACUUACUUACAUCAAACGACUGGGAACGAGUAGUGGCUGUUUUCGCUAUGGGCAUUACUUGGGACGGGCCUCCUUUGUCAGGGUUGCGGUGGAAAAACAAUCCUGAGAAACUAUUUUCUAAAAUAUGUGGUUUUCAUCUCAAGUAUAAAGAGAUGCAGCUAGACCCGACAGUGGAACCCUGGGAUGUGACUAUUAUUCAAAUAUCACUCACUAAACGUCACAUGGAUCGUGCUGCAUUCAUGGUCUUCUGGGAAACACUAGAUAAACACAUGAUGGAAAAGAAACCUCACCUUCGAUUUUGAAAAUGCUAGUUGUGGACUUCUGCUGUACAUAUUUAUUUCUCUAUAACAGAUAUUCAUAUUACUCUAAAUAAACUUUACUUACAAAAAUGUA